GCUUUGAAUUUGGCCCACUGCGCGGGCUGGCGAGCGGUCGAUUGAGAGUAAAUGUAUCUUGUGGACCCGCUCGCUGACCCGUAGGGUACGCGUUUUCGGCCCGUCGACCGCUAAAUGGAUCUUAGCGGAGAAGAUGCGCUUUCGCCAUGGAUGGCAUGAAGUUCACUGCGAGGAAUCAGAUAUUCGUUCCUCGUUUGGAAGUUGGGGUUGUCUUGAGAGAUGGAGUUGGCGACGCGCGCUCGAUUGAUGAUGGGACCAGUGGAACUGCUGGUGUCCAAGAUGGCUUGAUUUCCUCUGAGCCAGUGCGCAUGGAUGGGUACCCCCUAGAAGACGAAUCAGUUGAGCAGACGGAAGAAACAUUUGUCACCGACAGGAAUUGCAGCUCGUACAAUGGUUGUGGCGAAGGGGUGGGCGAUUCAUGUGAGCUAGGCGCUGCAAAUUUUAGAGAGGAGGAUGGCGUGGUCGUGUUAAAGUCAAACGGAUCUUAUUGGACCAGGAGGAUCAGAAUUGGCGAGGCGGCAGAUGAGAGGGAGCAGAGUUCAAGCAAAGUGCCUGCCCUGGGGACUUCAGUUCGUGCUUAUGUCGACAACAAGACUGGAAAUGCUAUUAAUUCAGCAAUUGGCACUAGCUUCGAUUCUGUCGAGGAGGGCUACGAAUUUUACAAUCUCUACUCGUGGGAAGUUGGUUUUGGUGCCCGUUACACAAAAAGCCGUUUGAAUGUACACCGGAAGAAGUGCACGCGCAGGAGAUAGUGUGCGCCUGUGCGGUGAGUCACCAAGACCAACAUUUUUUAUCGUGCUUGUGAGGAACGAUCAUUUAGGUUAAAUCUUACGUGGAGUGUGGUCUGUGAGUGUGUUUUCUGCAGGGUGUAAACCAUUGUAGGCUAAGAGAACUCUAGCAAACCCCGCAUCCCGCCGACCCGCAAAAUGCGUUUGCAGUUCGCGGUAGGCCGGUCGCAACGGCGGACCCGUAUAAAAGGAUAUUCGCAGAAUAUGCUUUUUUACGGGUCGGCUUUGCGAGGUCUGGUCUGGCGCCGCUCCCCCCUGCCCGCAAAACCUAA
Messenger RNA from Triticum urartu, 1060 nucleotides. RefSeq lists its product as uncharacterized. NCBI's taxonomy places the organism in Eukaryota, Viridiplantae, Streptophyta, Magnoliopsida, Poales, Poaceae. The record is from RefSeq and is a predicted model, not a curated record.